This is a messenger RNA of Strongylocentrotus purpuratus (purple sea urchin), 3124 nucleotides long. Its product is annotated as SWI/SNF-related matrix-associated actin-dependent regulator of chromatin subfamily D member 1. The transcript is spliced from 9 exons. The coding region runs from base 1 to 1038 and encodes 345 amino acids. The record is from RefSeq and is a predicted model, not a curated record. NCBI's taxonomy places the organism in Eukaryota, Metazoa, Echinodermata, Echinoidea, Camarodonta, Strongylocentrotidae. Gene Ontology annotation, cellular component: SWI/SNF complex; nucleus. Gene Ontology annotation, biological process: regulation of transcription by RNA polymerase II.
AUGGGCCUUGUGUCUUUGUCAGAGCAAAAACGCAAGCUGAGGGUUUUCAUCUCCAACACGUACUACCCCGGCAAACCGGAUGCGGAGGAAGAUGAUUCCAGCGUUCCAUCCUGGGAGCUGAGAGUGGAAGGGAGACUACUAGAGGAUCCAAGUGCACCCAAGUAUGACACACGGCAGAAGCGCAAGUUUUCUUCUUUCUUCAAGAGCCUGGUCAUCGAGCUUGACAAGGACCUCUACGGACCGGACAACCAUCUUGUUGAGUGGCAUCGUACCAAUGCUACAACAGAGACCGAUGGUUUCCAGGUGAAGCGUCCGGGAAACGAGAAUGUGAAGUGUACCCUUCUACUGCUUCUGGAUCACCAGCCUCCCCAGUACAAGCUGGACCCUCGUCUAGCCCGGCUCCUCGGCGUGCACACCCAGACCCGCCCCGUGAUCAUCAAUGCCUUGUGGCAGUACAUCAAGUCCCACAAGCUCCAGGACCAACACGAGAGGGAGUAUAUCAAUAAUGACGCUUACUUUCAGCAGAUCUUUGACUGUGAGCGGAUGAAGUUCUCUGAGAUCCCCCAUCAUCUUCAUCCCCUUCUCCAUGCCCCUGAUCCAAUCGUCAUCCACCACACCAUCAACGUCGACAGCACCGACCAGAAGAAGACUGCUUGUUACGACAUCGAUGUCGAAGUGGAUGACACAUUGAAAGAGCAGAUGAAAUCUUUCCUUCUCUCCACAGCCAGUCAGCAGGAGAUUGCAUUAUUGGACAAUAAGAUUCAUGAGACAGUGGAGACCAUCAAUCAAUUGAAGGUUCAGCGUGAAUUCAUGCUAGGGUUUGCCAGAGAUCCUCAGCAGUUCAUCAGUGAAUGGCUGGUAUCACAAGUUAGAGACCUCAAGUGCAUGACCGACGUGGUUAACAACCCGGAGGAGGAGCGUAGGAUGGACUUCUACCACCAGCCCUGGGCCCAGGAGGCCGUUAGACGUUACUUCCAGAGCAAGGUCCAGCAGCGCCGUGCGGAGCUUGAACAGGCCCUCGGUAUACGUCACACAUAAUCAGAAAACAUUCCUCCGAAAUCCUAGCAUCUCGUUGAAAUUCAUUUCUUACAAUGUAAUGAUCAGUAGGCAUCCUUUCGCAACUUUUUUUUUUUUUGGAGGGGGUUGGGCGGGGAGAGGGUGGGUUCCUGACUGAGGUAAUGUCGUAUACCGUUUGUUAACAUCCGUAUCACUGACAAUAUUGUUUUAUGUUUGACCAGUCUAGUCCAUUGUCAAAGCGCAAAUUUCAUGAUUCUAAAUAGCAAGAUAUCAGUCACGUUGCUGUCCGUUAUACGGUAUGAAGGUGGUAUGCAUUAGGUCAUUUUCGUAACGUAAGCCAAUUUGAUGCACAAAUUGUUGUCAGAAUCUUGUCAGAAUGUGAAUUGCAUACAUUUCAUGUUGUUAGGACAAGCCAUAGUGUUUGUCCUACCAGCAACAAAGACCGUAUGCCAUUUGCAUUCUGACUGUUGAAAUACAAUUAUUUGUAACAGGUGUUUGAAAUAAUCUUGUAACAUGGCAGUUAACAAAGCUUUCCGCAAUAGAUUUGAUUACAUUACAAAAAAUGGUCUAUUUCACACCCUGUUUCAGUGUGCACAGAGAUAUGCCACACUGUUGUGACAGAAAAUGAAUAUUCAUACAGAGAGAAGAUGAAUGAAAAUUUAAAGGGACAGAAUCUGUGGCUACGUGUACCUGUACCUCAAACAUUUGCAUCAUGAUAGCCUCGGCCCGUCUUAUAAACAGUUGAUAUUAAUCGUAACCUUUUUUUUUGCGAUUCAUAUCAAUUGUAACUGUGUGAAUAAGUAAUGGGGACUGCAAACUUGCAAUUGAUUAGGGGACUUGCGAUUAAUUUGGAUCGAUUGCAACUCUUUUGCAUCACGAUUGUCUGAUUCGAGGAGGGAUAUGGAACAAUAUUCUCUAACUACAAAGCUACAAAUCCUCUAGAAUUUCAUUGCAACCUUGACUGGGUAGGAGUCUAUUUGUUAUGCUCCAUCAUUAAAUAAGUAUAAAUAGAAAAUACAUCAAAGCAUUUUUCAUUCAAGGAAUUACAUGACAGACCUCCAUGCAUUUCUGUACGGGAAUGUGGAUACCGUUUGGCUUCUAAGUUUUUAAUUUUCCUUUUCUAUUAUUUUUUGAAAAUGUAAAUAGCUUCUGUAACUAUUUCACGUAAAUCCUCCAUCUUUUGUAAAUGUACACUAUUUUUUGCAAGCUUACAGUAUUUUGCCAUUAUGUCUGCUCAACGAGAGGUACAAAAUAUUGCCAUUUUGUUCUUCAAGUAGAUAUGCUUCAUAUAUGUUUGUAUACCUGAGCCUUGUAACAUUACACUGUAUAAUGUGUAAUAUUACCGAUAUGUUAAAAAAUGAUGUACAUGUAUUAGGUUAGCGUAUAAGUAGUGUAUUGACAUGUAUGUUGUAGACAACCUCUGAACUCUAGAGGCUCCAUGGAAAAAAAAAUGAAAUGUUGCGUUAUUAUUUUUGUUUGUUUUAGUUUCUCUUUAAGUGCAUUUAAUAAGUAAUUUGUGUAUUAUGUCUCUAUAAGCUGUAGAUCUACAGCCCAAUUUCAGGGAAUCCAUAUAUCAGAGCCCUGUUUCAUGAAACUUGUUAUCAAGAACAAGUUCCAAUAACUGUUAUAAGCUACUAAAAUCGUGGCAUUUAAUUGGCUGAUAGCAAAUUUGUCAUAAAUUUUAGCAUUGUUUAUUGAUAACAAAAUUUAUGAAACAGCGCCUUGGUUGUAUGCCAUGGUUUUAUAGUGCAGUCUAUGCUAUUGUGAGGGACAGGUUUGGACGGGUCAGUUUUAUUUCUUUAAGUUAUGGAAAUUUUUCAUACUGAUUUAACUGAUUUCAUUGAGGGCAUGCAAAUACAAAAAAUUGCAUAAUGAUGGCAAAAGAAAGACUGUAAAUCAUUGAAAUCAACACAAUAGCUGAUGAAAGUGUAAAUUACAGAUAAGCUACCGGUAACUACAUUCUUUGUCUUUAAACUUGUAAAAUGUAAUAAACCAAUUUGACUUUAUUAUUUCACUUUCUUUUCAUAAUUUAGUUUCAUAUUGUUAGAAAAGAUGCAUGUGUAUGAUAAAUGAUUAAAUAAAGACUCCAAAUGUCCUUUCUAAAAAA